AAUUCAAAACUUUUCAUUUCUAAUUCUAUGAGCCCAUUACAUAUCUGUGCGCAUCUUUGUUCCGCCGCGAACCAGCGAGUCGCGUCGUGCCGUCGUCUCCUUUCGUUUCCGCCGUGACUCUCCUCUACUCGCGACUCUCCUUCAAGGAACACUCUAACUCAAGACAUGUUCUCCAAGAGAAAAAUUCAAACUUCCUUCUGCAACUACCUCAACAACAAUCUCAACCUUCAUAUUUACACAAGAUCUAUAUCCAGUCUCAAAGUAGUAUGGCGCAAGGACCCACUACUAGACCAAGCCAUAGAACAUGAUAAACGCUUCAAGCAAUGUGCCCGCGUCGUCAAAGAAGUUCUCAAUGAACCAGGUCAAGUCAUCCCUCUACGCUACCUCGAAAAACGCCGCGAAAGGAUGCGACUCAAGGUUAAAGUUGAAACCUUUAUGAAUCAAAACCCUUUUUUAUUCGAUAUCUAUUACGAUCGCAUUAAACCCAAAACUGAACCCGUUAAAUUUAUCCGGGUCAGCGAUCAGCUCCUUCAGUUUCUGGAGGAAGAGAAACAAAUUUAUAAGGAGAAUGAACCGUUAAUUGUUUCUAAGUUGUGUAAAUUGUUGAUGAUGUCAAAGAAUAAGGUUGUUAGUGCUGAUAAAUUGCUUCACGUGAAAAGGGAAUUUGGUUUCCCUAAUGAUUUUUUGGUUGAUUUGGUUCCUAGGUAUCCAGAAUAUUUUAGGUUAACUGGUUUACCUGGGGAGGGAAAAUCGUUUCUUGAAUUGGUUAAUUGGAACCCUGAGUUUGCAAAAUCUGUUAUUGAGAAAAGGGCUGAAGAGGAAAGUAGGCUUACUGGGAUUAGGGUUAGGCCUAGUUUCAAUGUAAAGCUUCCUCCGGGGUUUGUGUUGAAGAAGGAAAUGAGGGAGUGGAUUAGGGAUUGGAUGGAGCUUGAUUAUGUAUCACCUUACGAGGAUGUUUCACAUUUGGAGCAAGCAUCAAGAGAGAUGGAGAAAAGGUCUGUUGGGGUGUUCCACGAAUUGCUUUCUCUUUCGCUGUAUAAGAGGGUUCCGGUGCCGAUUCUUGGAAAGUUUUGCGAGGAAUAUAGGUUUUCGAAUGCUUUUUCAAGCACUUUUACAAGGCAUUCUGGUAUAUUCUAUAUGUCGUUGAAAGGUGGGAUUGAAACUGCAAUGCUGAGAGAAGCAUAUGAAGGGGAUAAGUUGAUUGACAUUGAUCCACUGCUUCAGAUAAAAGAGAGAUUUGCCGAGUUGCUUAAGGAGGGUUGGCGGCAAAGAGCGGAGCAGUUGAGGUUGAAACAAGAAAAAAUUAAACAAGAUAUGGAACUUGUGGCCACAAGAGUUGCUGAAUAAUCAUAUGAAAUCGGUGUGUGGAUAUAUGAAGAGCGUUCAAUUUGGAAACUUCUCACGAGGAAUGCACUUCUAUCAUAAACUUGCCCAUAACGAUGAAUUAGACUGUGUAACUAUGCACUUUAUCAACCUAUGAAAUAAAUGCAUGAAAAAAUUACAGAAGUUAGACUAACAAAGGAGGUUGUGAAUGGACUUAAUUUGUGUUUGUCUAACUCCAUGUGCUUUGGAAUUUAGGAAUUAAAUGACAUGGUUCUCCAAAAUCCAAAUAAUCCUUUUGGCAUCAGACCAAUCCUGCAUUGAAGUUCAAACAUGAAAAAUGCUGAAUUUCUUUUGGAGACUACCUAAUGUUGGAUUUCCUCUUAUAACUCGAAGUGAAAGAAACACAUACACGUCUGAAAUGAUGGAAGCAAUGAGCUGCAUUGUUGGAUGAUUACAUCCAAAUUAUCUUAGAGCAGCAAUGAAGUAUUUGCUUUUGGAAACGCGGGAAACAAGUCGAGCAAAGGUGUAAAUAGAUUAAAAUUGUCAUCGUACCACUACCAUGAAUGUUAAUUUAAUAAUAAAACUUAUGUAGCCAUCUGAUGUCUUGCUGUUUGAAGGUUCUAAAUUUUUUACAAUUUGUUAUUAUGAGCUGGUAUGUAUUAUCAAUGAGAAAUGUUUUUUUUUGACAGACACAUACACCGUAUAUUUUCCAACCUUUAAAUUGUUUUUCCUCUCCUUGCCUUUGGGUGUUUGUUCUCA
This is a messenger RNA of Trifolium pratense (red clover), 2082 nucleotides long. RefSeq names its product protein WHAT'S THIS FACTOR 1 homolog, chloroplastic-like. The coding region runs from base 166 to 1347 and encodes 393 amino acids. The record is from RefSeq and is a predicted model, not a curated record. Gene Ontology annotation, molecular function: RNA binding. Lineage: Eukaryota; Viridiplantae; Streptophyta; Magnoliopsida; Fabales; Fabaceae. The transcript has 3 exons.